AUCAUUAAAUAUGUUUUGUGAAAUAUAAUAUCAAAGAAUUCUUCCUAAAAAAUUCAACCCAUGUGAUGCUAUAGUUAGUAGUAAAUUUAAUAGAAAAAAACUUCAUUUUUUGUUUUGUUUUGUUGACUUGCACUUCUACAUACUCUAUAUAAACACAACCAUAUUAGAGAUCAGAUCGCCAAAACCACUACUCUUCUUCAUCGAUCAUCAACAUGGCUAGAUCCUUGUUUCUCUCGCUAACUCUCGCUGUCCUCUUCACCGGAAUGGUCUCAGCUCGUGACUGGAACAUCCUGAACCAGCUCAAAGGAACCACAACCACAACAAAGACUAGCCAGACCGGCCUCACAUCUUUGAAAGGACCAAACCUAAACGGAUACUGCGAAAGCUGGAGAGUCAACGUGGAGCUUAACAACAUCAGGGACUUUUUGGUUGUGCCACAGGAAUGUGUAUGGUUCGUCCAAAAGUACAUGACCUCAUCUCAAUACGAGGAUGACGUGGAGAGAGCCAUCGAUGAAGCCAUCCUCUACCUCGGAAAAACUUGUUGCGAAAAGAAGAAAUGCGAUGGCAUGGAUGCUUGGAUCUUUGACAUUGAUGACACUCUUCUCUCCACCAUUCCUUACCACAAGAGCAACGGCUGUUUCGGUGGUGAGCAACUGAACACAACCAAGUUCGAGGAAUGGCAAAAGUUGGGCAAGGCACCAGCGGUUCCAAACAUGGUGAAGUUGUACCAUGAGAUCAGAGAGAGAGGUUUCAAGAUCUUUUUGAUCUCUUCUCGUAAAGAGUAUCUCAGAUCUGCCACCGUUGAAAACCUUAUCGAAGCCGGUUACCACGGCUGGUCUAACCUCCUUCUCAGGGGAGAAGAUGAUGAGAAGAAGAGUGUGAGCCAAUACAAAGCAGAUUUGAGGUCAUGGCUUACAAGUCUUGGUUACAGAGUUUGGGGAGUAAUGGGUGCACAAUGGAACAGCUUCGCAGGUUGUCCAGUUCCCAAGAGAACCUUCAAGCUCCCUAACUCCGUCUACUAUGUCGCCUGAUCAAAUCUUAUUUACUAACAAAACAAUAAGAUCAGAUUUUCAAUCUGAUUCUUGAGUCUUUUUUUUGUCUCUCUCCCUCGUUUCAAAUGCUUAUGAUCCAUGAACCAUGAUCAUCUUUGUGUUUAUUUUUCUUAUUUAUAUUACCAUUUUGGGCCUUUGUGAAAUUGAUUUUGGGCUUUUGUUAUAUAUUCUCCUCUUUGUCUUUCUUUA
This is a messenger RNA of Arabidopsis lyrata subsp. lyrata, 1241 nucleotides long. Its product is annotated as acid phosphatase 1. The coding region runs from base 213 to 1031 and encodes 272 amino acids. Gene Ontology annotation, molecular function: acid phosphatase activity. NCBI's taxonomy places the organism in Eukaryota, Viridiplantae, Streptophyta, Magnoliopsida, Brassicales, Brassicaceae. The record is from RefSeq and is a predicted model, not a curated record. The transcript is spliced from 3 exons.